AUGCUGAUGCGAGAUGUCCUGUACAAGCUAACGGCUCGUGGCAAAGUCGAACAUGCAGCUAUCUAUAACUUUAACGGAGAAAAAAUUGCCAACACUGAUGGAGUCGAGUUAAGUGUCAAUGAGAUCAAAUCUUUAAUGCAAUGUCUCACGGAUCAAAAAAAGCAGCUGAUACAGAUGAAACUGGCAGGCAACUCAUAUACCUGCAUGCAUCAUACAACACCAAAUGCGUUCGUCGGUAGAGCUGAUCAAACUCUUUUUGUGGCUUGCAAAUGUAAAAAGAGUCUUGUCGUGGGACUAGCGCACACUGACUCACCCGGUUCUUGUAUCUAUGAAAUAACAAAAUUCGGUUCACAGAUUCGACAGCGAGGAGAUACCUACGAACGACCCGUAGCUUCCAGAUCUCUCACUCAGAAAGACCUCAUUUCAUUCUCCUAUCAAGUAGCAAGAGGAAUGGAAUAUUUAGUAUAAAAAAAUUGUAUUCACAGAGAUCUUGCUGCACAUAAUGCAUUAGUAGCAGAAAAUUAUGUAUUAAAGAUUGCAGAUUUUGGAUUGACAUGGCAUCUUCAAAAUAUUGAUUAUUACAAGAAAACUACAAAUGGUCAGUUGCCAGUGAAAUGGAUGGCGCCAGAAGCUUUAUUUGACAAAAAAUAUACCACAAAAAGUGAUGUGUGGUCUUAUGGAAUCCUUCAGUGGGAAAUAUUCACAUUAGGAGGCAAUCCUUAUCCCUCAAUCCCAGUAGAAGAGCUGUUCAAGUUGCUGCGAGACGGCCACAGAAUGGAACAGCCACCAUAUUCUUCAGAUGAAAUGUAUAGUAUAAUGCAAAAUUGCUGGACACAAAAGUCGGAAGACCGGCCUACAUUUUCAACACUGGUGCAAGAGAUUGACAAGAUCCUCACGUCAUUACUAAACGAGAAAUACCUUGAAAUAGAAAGUCCGACGAGUACAACGUCAGACAGAAAGCUCAAAUGGUUCUGA
Messenger RNA from Octopus sinensis (East Asian common octopus), 975 nucleotides. Its product is annotated as fibroblast growth factor receptor 2-like. Gene Ontology annotation, molecular function: actin binding; transmembrane receptor protein tyrosine kinase activity; ATP binding. Gene Ontology annotation, cellular component: signaling receptor complex. Lineage: Eukaryota; Metazoa; Mollusca; Cephalopoda; Octopoda; Octopodidae. The record is from RefSeq and is a predicted model, not a curated record. Gene Ontology annotation, biological process: protein phosphorylation; positive regulation of kinase activity; cell surface receptor protein tyrosine kinase signaling pathway. The transcript has 3 exons.